AGUAAUAGCUUAACAAAAACUGUUUCAGAAUUCGUUUAUUGAGGAAAUCGGUGUAAAAAUGAGCUUUACGUAACAUUCGCGUUGAUUUUAGCGUAGUUUAACUCCUAUCACUUUAAAUGCCCUUCAUUUGAUGUUAGCUAGAGGCUAACUACAAUGGCGUCUCGAUCUGGAAAAAUCUAGAAAGAUUUGCUUGUUUUUACACAUUCUUGUGUUCUAUCCAAAGGCCGAGAAUUACAUUAGACAUAGUUUAAUGGCCUACUUUGACAAUUGUUGGCCAUUAACCAACAAAUAUCUGAGCGGUUAGUACUAGCGGUAAAACCGAGGAAAGGUUGUCGAAACCUCGCAGUGGGGGACCGGGGCUUUGCUUUCCGCGGAAGGAUACACUUUUUGGGUUAUUUGAGGGUUAGACGGCAAGAGGUAGCGAGGAAGGACGGAUCGGCGUGGGUCCAGGUGAGCAUUCGUCCCGCCUGCUUCUCCCAGGAACACUGAACUUCCUGUAAAUAUGGAUUUUGCAGCAGUGAAAACACGCCAGAGUUCGGAUGUGAUCUGUUUGACGUCAGAAGAUGACGAGGACGUGGUUUACAUGUCGACGGAUCAGAAACCUGUUCUGAAGCAGGAGGCUCAGGUGGAGGAGCAGAUCCGGCGCCUGGACAAGCAGAUUCCCACAAACGAUUUGGUGAACUUCAUCAGAACUUACUUCCAGGAUGAAGUUUACUCAGCGGAGCCGGAGGACAUCAUGGCGGCCGUCGCCGACCGGCCGUACUGUGUCUACCUGUACGUAGGUGUGGAUCUGGGCGCGGGACGCAGCGCCAGCGUCCUGCUGAUCGGAUACUUCGAUGAGGGUUCUUGCCAAAGCGUGGUGAAGCUGCUGCACACUCUGCAGAUGAGCACCGACAGCGCCGACCCUCGCCAGCCGAUGGACACGGAUGCCAUGGCGCGCGUCGCCGACUCGGACGCCUGGCUGCUGGUGGAGGCGCUGCGGAAGUACGAGCUGUCUCUGUCCAACCUGGCGGCGUUCUACUGCAGCACGCCGCAGCCGGGCCUGAGCCGGGUGUUUGUGUCGCAGCUGCAGGCGUUCAGCCCCAAGCUGGUGUCGCUCUGCAGCAUCCCGGGGAUCGCGGAGCGCACCUGCCAGGCCGGACUCACCGCCGCCUUCAUCCACACCGUCGACCUCAUCACAGACGUCCACCGCCACUACUCCAUCUGCCCGUCCGUCAACGAAAGCCUGAAGGAAGUGUUCGCCGACACCGGGCCGCACGUCCCACAGUAUCUGUUCCUCGCCCACAGCGUGCAGAAGAUGGCCGCCCGGUGGCAGGACCUGCAGGAGUAUUUUAAAUCGCUGAAUGAGGCGGCGGCGUCGAUCCGGAGCCGUCUGCUGGACGACACGGUCCAGCUGCAGUUCCUGUUCCUGUCCCACGCCUUGGAACCCCUCAGGGAGCUGAGCGAGCUGCAACGGGCCGGGAUGGCGGGGCUGAGCAUGGAGCUGCAGCUCACCUCCAUCCUGAUGCAGUCCUACACCGCCAGCAUCUGCCGGCCGCACGCCGUCCACCGCUUCCUCCUAGGGCGGGAGCUGGACCUGCUUCACGGAGACGAGCUGCUCCCCGUGGCCGAGGUGAACAUCGGGCCGCGCGCGUCGGACUUCAUGGGGGCCUUUGGGCCGAGUCUGGGGGAGCAGAACCUGGCCCGGUUCCUGAAGGACGCCCAGGCGUUCUACAGAGCCGCUCUCCAGAGUCUGGUGGAGAGCAUUCCCGGCCCGCUCGGAGACGGGACGCUCAGGAACAUCGGGCUGAUCCUGAAAAAUCCAGAAAGUAUCACAGAGAAACAUUUUCCCUGGGAGGUUUUGUCAGUGAUGGCCGUCCAGCUGGGGCUCUGCGCCGCCGGGCCUCCAGAGGUGGAGCUGGAACGCAGCUGCUGCGAUUUCAGGAAGCUCAUCCAGGAACAGAGCAGCAGUGACGAAUGUAGCAGCUGGGUGAAGAUCUUGAACAAAAUGAAACCGUGGCCCACUCUGCACAAGCUGUUUCUGACGCUCCUGGCGCUGCCCAGCUCUCUGCACCAGACGCAGGUGUUUGCUAAGGCCUACAAGUACCUGAAAAUCCCUCCCUACGGGGAGAAAACUCCCGUUGCCUCACCGUGCACGGAGGUCUGGGGACGACGAUCGUCAGUCGGUAGGAAGAAACUGGCUUCUUUGGAGGCUUUUAACUGCCAGAAGGUCACAGUGAAACAUAAUGAGAGUUCAUCAGAGGACGAUAAGAGUCCUGCAGCGAAGCCUUUAAUAUUUCAGAAGAUGAAACAUAACAGGAGUGUGGAUGAGAUGGACUACACAGACAAUUCCUCAGAUGUGAUCGACAUCACAGAAGAGCCUGUGAAGUCUCCAGUCGCCCAGCGGACAAAGACGAGUGAAGGAAUUCAUCAGGGAGAGUUUAUCUUCAUCGUGACGAGCGAUGAGGAGGAUCUGAUCUGGGAUUCGACAACAAAACUUCCGGGUUGUGAAGAAAAAUCCGUUGGGGAGCUGGUUUGGGGUCAGAUCGAGGGUUUCUCCCCGUGGCCCGGCGUUGUUGUCCCCUUCAAAGCCCAGGCCCAUCUUCCUCAGAAGAGGAUGGUGGAGUGGUACGGCCAGAGAAUGUGCUCUCAGGUCAGUGUCCGGUCUCUGAAGCCGUUUGCUGCAUUCAGCCAGUAUUUCUGCGCCAACUCCUUUGCAACCCUGGUCACCUACCGAGAGGCCGUCCUCUUGUCGCUGCAGGAGGCAGCGAUGCGCUGUGGGAAGAAGUUUUCUCCUUUGCUCCAAGACAGUGAAGAAGUUCUGAAGCAGGUUCUGGACUGGGCGUUCGGAGGCUUUCAGCCGACCGGCCCGGAUGGACUCAAACCCAAACAAGGUGUUGUUAAAACAUACACCAGGCCAAAGGUGAAGAAGAAACUUUUUGAGAAGUCCAUCCCAGCUCCUGCAUCCUCCACUCCGAAUAAGAAAGACGGCAUCGAGAUGAAACACGUAGCCGUCUUACUCAACAGACUGUCGUGCUCUCCCAGCGAUCUGCCCUCCAGCUCCAAAACCAACGGAACCAACAGGGAAACCGGACCGGGUUUUGCUGCAAAAAGGUCCAAACCUCUGACUCCCUACAGCGGGAAGCAGGGAAAGGAAAGAUCCCAGAUGGAGAAGGACAAUUGGGACGCAGAGUGGGACCAGGUGAAAAGCAAAUGGCAGAAACAGAAAGUCCGAGGACGGAGCCUGAAGAAGAGCUACAGCUGGCUGACUGGAGAGGAUAACGACAUGUCGCCAGACUUUGUGCCACAGAGGAAGAGGAGCUACACCAAAACGUAUAAUAAGGUCAACGUGACGAGCGGCGUGUACACGCAGCCGGACCAGAAACUCAGAGAGAAGACCAUCAAUCAGAUCCUGGACCUGAACCUCGACAUCGAAGAUUUCUGUGUGUGCUGUGGAACCAAAGAAAUCAAGAUUUCCCACCCGCUCUUCAAAGGAAGCCUCUGCUUGAAGUGCAAAGGUAACUUCAUGGAGACGCUGUACCGCUACGACGAAGACGGAUACCAGUCCUACUGCACCAUCUGCUGCUACGGCAUGGAGGUCAUUCUCUGCGGACACGAUGGCUGCCACAGGUCUUUCUGUGAGGACUGUCUGAACAUCCUGGUUGGUCCAAAGACGUUUGACUCUCUGAAGGCCGUGGACCCGUGGAUCUGUUACCUGUGCCAGCCCCACCAGCCGCACGGCGCCCUGGUGCCCCGGGAGGACUGGCGUUUCCGCGUCCAGGAGAUGUUUGCCAACAACAGCGCCAUGGAGUUUGAGCCUCAUCGGGUUUACCCGUCUGUCCCCAUCAAGAUGCGCCGACCGCUGCGGGUUCUGUCGCUGUUCGACGGGAUCGGAACAGGAUAUUUGGUGCUGAAGGAUCUCGGCUUCAAGGUGGAGAAAUAUGUCGCCUCUGAGGUCUGCGAAGAUUCGGUUGCCGUGGCAACCAUCAACCACGACAGGAAGAUCAUCCACGUUGGAGACGUUCGAUUCAUCUCCCAGGAGCUGCUGGAGAAGUGGGGGCCGUUCGACCUGCUGAUCGGUGGCAGCCCCUGCAACGAUCUGUCCAUCGUAAACCCGCUCAGGAAAGGCCUGUAUGAGGGAACCGGCAGACUGUUCUUCGAGUUUUACCGCAUCCUGCAGCUGCUGAAGCCCAAAGAGGAGGACGAGCGGCCGUUCUUCUGGCUUUUCGAGAACGUCGUUUUCAUGAAUACGCACGACAAAGUCAACAUCUGCCGCUUCCUGGAGUGCAACCCGGUGCUGGUGGACGCGGUCAAGGUGAGCCCUGCGCACAGAGCCCGGUACUUCUGGGGAAACAUUCCUGGGAUGAGCAGGCCCAUCAUCGCCUCCCAGAACGACAAGUUGAACCUGCAGGACUGUUUGGAGCUCGGCAGAGAAGCCAGGGUAACCAAAGUGAGAACGAUCACCACAAAUCCGAACUCCCUGAAGCAGGGGAAGGACGUGUCUUUGCUGCCGGUCGUCCAGAACGGGAGAGAGGACAUCCUCUGGAUCACCGAACUGGAAAAGAUCUUUGGUUUCCCCAAACAUUACACCGACGCGAGGAACAUGAACCGGCAGCAGCGGCAGAAGCUGUUGGGCAAGGCGUGGAGCGUGCCGGUCAUCCGCCACCUCUUCGCCCCGCUGAAGGAGUACUUCGCCUGCGAUGAGCUUCCUCCCAUCACCGCCUCCUGCGUCUCCGCCACCAGCACCUCGCCGUCCUCGCCCAACUCCCCAGACCUGCAGCAGCUCCGAUAGAUCCGGAGCUACGUCACGGUUCUGUUUCCCGUAUGGGAACACAGAAGUACGCAGCGAAUGUGGGGUGAAUGUAAAUCACUAUUUAACGGUUUAUUAUCUUUACAGUAAGUCUGUUGGAUUCUACACUGCUGUUCACUCAGUACUCUAAAUUUUAACUGAAUAAUUUCCGUAUUUUGUGCAAUUAAUCAUUUAGUUUUGCUGCUUCUGAUAGGCAGCUGUUUUCCUCAGGAAAUGUGAAUGAAUUCAUCAGUUUAACAGUUUUUAAGAUGGAUGAAACAACCUCAUGGUUGAAAUAUUUUUGGGCUGCACCUGCAGAAUGUGAAUCAUGUGAUGCUUUUUAAAACUACUUGACUGUUUUUAUUACGUUUUAUUCUAUAACGUUUGAGUGUUGCUUUUUUAAAAUCUAAAUUCAUUUUGGGUUUGAGAUCUUCUCAUAUGGAGGACUGAUCCUGCCAAAAUUAGCCAAAACUUGUGGAGAAAAAUUAAAGAACGUAAUUGCACCAAAUAUUGCAACCAAAAAAAUUAUUAAAGUAAAUAAAAACUUUCCCAACUUAUCCGAUUAUACAAUGCAAUUAUUCGUUUAAUUAACAGAAGGGUAAAUAUGCAAAGGGGAAAAAAUUACAGAAGAGAAUAAAUGUAUGUUUUAAAAAAGCGGCAAUAAAUUAAAAUGUGACUAAAUAAAUACACAAUUUGUCAAAAUCAAAUGAGGGUGAACAUUUUAAAAAAAUUAUAAACAUGUAGAAAAAAAAUUUAAUAAGUGAAAAUUAUGAAUAAAAAUAUUUUAUGAUUCUCAUAAAAUAAGUUGGGAAAGUUAUUUUUAUUUUUUGAUUGCAAUAUUUGGCACAUGAUCAAGCCAUUUAUUUAUUUCUGUCUUUAAUGCCAAUUUUGGCAGGAUGAGUAUUCCAUACUCUGAUCAUUGCUUAAUGAAUAGGCAAAAACAAUCAUUUGAAUUUUGUAAAUCUGCAGUCAUGUGAGUGACAGUUGUGGCGCGUAAAUCUACCUCAGUAUUGACCUGCAGUGCCUUAAACAAGCUGUUCAGUGCUGUUUACCUGCAGAUCCGUUUGGGUCAUAACUGUUUACAAACUGAGCUAAUAGAUUUAGAAAAAUGUUUAAAUGACUUUAUUCCAACUGCUGAACCAAAAAACAUCUAACAUACAUACAUUUCCUUUUUAUUUCUGUGAAUUUUAUAAACACAGUUUGAUGCAUUUCUACCAAAAUCAUGUUGAUGCACUUUCAUUUUUUUAAGCUAGCAAACUAAACCUAAUGAGAGAAACAAGAAUAAGACGACAAAACUCAAAAGAUGUUCUGAAUAUGUUCAAACCCUCCAGAUUCACCCUGUUUGUGGUUCCAGCAGAUUUAUUAAACGUCUCUUAAUUUUGUUCUGCAGAAUAAAUCUGUUAUUAAAGCUUUUAAAUCAAUAUUGGAGCAAACAGAACAACCAUCAAGUAACUGAGGAUUCAUCUUUUUUUAUUACGUUUCUUACAAACUACUGUAAUUCAGCUGCUUUUUGUCAUCAUGAUUCCUUUUUAAUAGAUAUUAUUGGUAAUAUUGUCACUGACGGAACUGUUAUGAAUGAAAUUGAAAUGUUGGUUCCGAUGUUUACAUUUUAUGCUUUUGUUUUUAAUGUUUAAUGCUAAAAGUAAUGAUUUGUGGGACUGCGAUCCGUUUUAUUGGUGGAUCUUUUUUUUCUUUUUUUAAAUGUGAGCAAAGUUCAUUCAAUGCUUUUGCACAUUACCUCAAAGGGAUUAAAUGCUUGUUGGCUGUGUGAAGGUUUGAACAUGUAUGAACACAAAAUACUGUCCUGUUUGGCUCUACAAAUGCUGUUAGUAUUUGGAAUAAAAUUUUGUAAACAUCUGA
Molecule: messenger RNA, 6628 nt
Organism: Gambusia affinis (western mosquitofish)
Lineage: Eukaryota; Metazoa; Chordata; Actinopteri; Cyprinodontiformes; Poeciliidae
Exons: 24
Coding region: 503-4771 (1422 amino acids)
Biological process (GO): negative regulation of transcription by RNA polymerase II
Cellular component (GO): nucleus
Molecular function (GO): DNA (cytosine-5-)-methyltransferase activity, acting on CpG substrates; DNA binding
Source: RefSeq, a predicted model, not a curated record